UAUUGCUACAAUUCUUGUUUCUCAUUGGGCAAAACCUCAACCCUUAUCACUUUGAGCAAACAAUUAACUGAAGUGGAGAGUGAAAUAGUGUUCAGCUAGAUGAGCUUGAAAUUCUACAGUCUAUGUACCCUGAGGAGAAGGAGCUAGAGUUAUCUGAUCCUGCAGUUCUCUCCGAUAUCCGGGACUAUCUCGAGAACCAGGGGGAUUGUCCUAAUUCUGUCGAACUAACUCUGAGAACCCAACUUGGUUCAACCCAGAUAGAAACUAUUGUAAACCUUCCAAGAAGCUAUCCUAGUUUAUCUCUACCAGAACUCUAUAUUAGGUCGGAUAAGUUUGAUCGCGAGAGUCAGGCGAGGAUCAACCGUGAUAUCCGGGUCUACCUGGAGCAGGAAUCCGUUCCCUCAGAACCUUGUCUGAUCUCAGUUGUCACCUGGGUUCAGGACAAUGGAGAGACAUAUAUGCUCCCUGAGACGGGUUGCAUUGAUCCUAAACCUGAUGAGGUUAAGGUAUCCGGUAUGUUUUGUAGAUACUGGAUCUACUCCCAUCAUAUCUACAGUAAGAUAAAGAGAAAGAAUAUACUGGAUAUGUCCAAGGAAUAUGAUCUCUCAGGAUUCUGCUUGCCGGGGAAACCGGGAAUCAUCUGUGUAGAGGGACCUGGUAAGAACUGCUCUGAUUGGUGGAGUGUUGUGAGAAAUUGGAAUUGGAAACGGUUAUCCCUCAAGAUUACGGAAGAAAAGGAGGGAGAGAUUGAAAGUUUACGUCAGUUCUCCGGGUUUAAUGAGAUCGGAGAAGUAAAAUCUGGUACCAGAGAUUAUCACAUGGAUAUGCGUCAGUUCCAGCUGUAUCUAGAGGAGCACGGAUCUCCACAUAUAUUCUCUCAACUGUUUGGAAUAGAGAAAUAAACUUUAGCUGCCAGA
This is a messenger RNA of Eurytemora carolleeae, 917 nucleotides long. Its product is annotated as RWD domain-containing protein 2A. Gene Ontology annotation, molecular function: protein binding. The transcript has 5 exons. The record is from RefSeq and is a predicted model, not a curated record. NCBI's taxonomy places the organism in Eukaryota, Metazoa, Arthropoda, Copepoda, Calanoida, Temoridae. The coding region runs from base 123 to 902 and encodes 259 amino acids.